UGCGCGUGUUCCUUUAAGGGGCUGGUCUGGCGGGAGCGCGGGGGUUUUUCUGCUGCCGCUUCCUUUCUAGCCUUUUAAGUUCCCCGAAAUCCGACUGCCGCCUUGGACCGGGGCAGCUCGCGGCCCCGAGAGCUCUAGCAGUCGAGGAGCUGCCUGGGGACGUUUGCCCUGGGGCCCCAGCCUGGCCCGGGUCACCCUGGCAUGAGGAGAUGGGCCUGCUGCUCCUGGUCCCAUUGCUCCUGCUGCCAGGCUCCUACGGACUGCCCUUCUACAAUGGCUUCUACUACUCCAACAGCGCCAACGACCAGAACCCAGGCAACGGUCAUGGCAAAGACCUCCUCAAUGGAGUGAAGCUGGUGGUGGAGACACCCGAGGAGACCCUGUUCACCUACCAAGGGGCCAGUGUGAUCCUGCCCUGCCGCUACCACUACGAGCCGGCCCUGGGCUCCCCAAGGCGCGUGCGCAUCAAAUGGUGGAAGCUGUCGGAGAACGGGGCCCCAGAGAAGGACGUGCUGGUGGCCAUUGGGGUGAGGCACCGCUCCUUUGGGGACUACCAAGGCCGCGUGCACUUGCGGCAGGAGAAGGAGCAUGAUGUCUCGCUGGAGAUCCAGGAUCUGCGACUGGAGGACUAUGGGCGUUACCGCUGUGAGGUCAUUGAUGGGCUGGAGGAUGAAAGCGGUCUGGUAGAGCUGGAGCUGCGGGGUGUGGUCUUUCCUUACCAGUCCCCCAACGGGCGCUAUCAGCUCAACUUCCAUGAGGGCCAGCAGGUCUGUGCUGAGCAGGGCGCGGUGGUUGCCUCCUUUGAGCAGCUCUUCCGGGCCUGGGAGGAGGGCCUGGACUGGUGCAACGCGGGCUGGCUGCAGGACGCCACGGUGCAGUACCCCAUCAUGCUGCCCCGGCAGCCCUGCGGUGGCCCGGGCCUGGCACCUGGCGUGCGAAGCUACGGCCCCCGCCACCGCCGCCGGCACCGCUAUGAUGUAUUCUGCUUCGCCACUGCCCUCAAGGGGCGGGUGUACUACCUGGAGCACCCUGAGAAGCUGACACUGACAGAGGCAAAGGAGGCCUGCCAGGAAGAUGACGCCACAAUCGCCAAGGUGGGACAGCUCUUUGCCGCCUGGAAGUUCCAUGGCCUGGACCGCUGCGACGCUGGCUGGCUGGCAGAUGGCAGCGUCCGCUACCCUGUGGUUCACCCGCAUCCCAACUGUGGGCCCCCGGAGCCUGGGGUCCGAAGCUUUGGCUUCCCUGACCCACAGAGCCACUUGUACGGUGUUUACUGCUACCGCCAGCACUAGGACGUGGGGCCCUCCCCUGCCGAAUUCUCUCACUGGCUGUGUAUUUAUUGAGUGGUUCGUUUUCCCUUGUGGGUUGGAGCCAUUUUAACUGUUUUUAUACUUCUCAAUUUAAAUUUUCUUUAAACACUUUUUUACUAUUUUUUUUGUAAAGCAAACAGAACCCAAUGCCUCCCUUUGCUCUUGGACGCCCCACUCCAGAAAUCUUGCCUGCUUCCCUGGGCCAUUUGCGGUUUUGUGGGCCUCUGGAGGGUUCCCCACCAUCCAGGCUGGUCUCCCUCCCUUAAGGAGGUUGGUGCCCAGAGCGGGCGGUGGCCUGUCCAGAAUGCCACUGGGAGUCAGGGCAUGGUGGGCACAGUUCUCCCUGCCCCUCAGCCUAGGGGAAGAAGAGGGCCUCGGGGGCCUCCAGAGCUGGGCUUUGGGCCCCUCCUGCCCACCUCUACUUCUCUGUGAAGCUGCUGACCCCAGUCUGCCCACUGAAGGGCUAGGGCUGGAAGCCAGUUCUAGGCUUCCAGGUGAAAUAUGAGGGAAGGGAGAAAUUCCCCUCUCCAUUCCCCUCCCCCUCUUGGUUCCAAAGAAUCUGUUUUGUUGUCAUUUGUUUCUCAUUGUUCCCUGUGUGGGGAGAAACAAUUGUUUCUCAUUGUUCUCAGGUGUGUGUACUUUCUUUAGACAAUAAAUGGUGCUAUGACCGCCUUCCGCCA
Molecule: messenger RNA, 1990 nt
Organism: Macaca mulatta (Rhesus monkey)
Lineage: Eukaryota; Metazoa; Chordata; Mammalia; Primates; Cercopithecidae
Gene: HAPLN3
Product: hyaluronan and proteoglycan link protein 3
Biological process (GO): positive regulation of neuroblast proliferation; cell adhesion; glial cell differentiation
Cellular component (GO): synapse; perineuronal net
Molecular function (GO): hyaluronic acid binding
Source: RefSeq, a predicted model, not a curated record